Chara braunii is the source of this 1651-nucleotide messenger RNA. The record is from the annotation of a GenBank genome assembly. NCBI's taxonomy places the organism in Eukaryota, Viridiplantae, Streptophyta, Charophyceae, Charales, Characeae.
GCCUGCUCCACCCCUACGGAACAAUCUCACCAUACAAAAAUGGCUAGGGAGGGAGAUGGGACUGUCGUGGUUCGUAAAAUGUACACGGAGGAGGAAAAGAAACAGAUAAAUUCAUUGAUGGAUGCAUGUUUUAGCGAUGGCAUAGUCCCAAGUGGAUUGAAUAUCGCAAGUGGAUUGAAUAUCGGAGUUCCCACCUUGACCGAUGACCUGGCAAGAUUUGAUUUAAGUGAGGAAUUCUCCGAAUACAAUGUGCAGUGGCUUAAGAAACACGCUGUCACCAUCUUGUUCCUCAAUGAUGUCGCCGUCCUCUCCAACAGACUCAAGAAACAGUUGACAGAUGAAUGUUGUCCCGUUAAGGCAGAAGUAGAGCAUGACCCUUCUAACGAGGAGGUGAAAAAAAUCACUCCGUCGGAACCUCCUUCCUUAGGUUUCAUGCCGAUGGAGGAAAGACCGCCGUUGACAGGGUUUCGUCGUUUUUUCCCACAGGGAGACAAGCACAAGAGGAACCGCAAUUGGAAUCAGCAGGCGAGAAGAGGAAACGAGGGAACAACGAGUUCUGCAGACAGCAGAACGACAGGUGGCAGCAGAAGACGAGGAGGAAAAGGGAAUGAGGCAAAGGAAGGCCAAAAAGGGACACGGGAAAAGGGGAGAAGAGAACCAUCUGAAGAAGACAUGAAGGAGGAACUGGAAGAGGACGAAGAGGAGGAUGGGGAGUCUACCUCUAAGCUGGCUAAUCGAGCAGCAGAUUUAUUGGCGAGGGGUAAGAAGAACAAGAAAGGAAAAUCCCAGGAGGGUCGAAACGCCCGAAAAUGGGUACUAAGGACUGUCGGGGAUGGGGAUGGUUCAGAAGAAGAAGGAAUGGAGAGUGAGAAGAGUUCGGGAGCUGGGAAAAUGGAUGGACACCAUGGAUUGCUAGAUGCAGGCCCUGUGAUAACCUUAGGGGUGGAAGAUCAGAAUAUUCCAAAGCUUUUGGUUCCUCUAAUCCUUGCAAAUGCCAAAGAAGGGAUAAUCAUAAUGUCCUGUCUACUCUCGGACGGAACAAUGGAGCUUCCUACAAUGGAAGCGGAUGAAACUUUGACUGAGUCAGAGGUCAUUUCCAAAGUUAAAAGACUGGUUCCAGCAUGUCUGAAUCUUCGAAUUAUCCCCUCGCUUCGUGUCGGAGUUGAUAUUGCCCAGGAUCUUACAGGACGAAGGGUCAGACUGUACUACGUGUUCUUGGAUGCACGAAUGACUAAUCAGAUCAAGCAACAGUUGGAGUCCCUUGAUAAAGGGUGGUUCCCACUGUCGUGCCUGAAAUCACCAUUGAACGAAGGACUAGAUAGUAUCACAUUUAAAAUUUGGUUCACUGCCCGCACAAUAGCAAAGUGGCUAUUUCACUCUGGCCAGAGGCAAGUAAUGUUUGACAGAUCCCUUGUGGAUACAUUGAGAAUGUCGUGGGAAGAGACGGGGGGAAGUGAGACGGAAGGCAUCAGGAGAAGAAAGAAAGGAGAAAAGGAGGCAAAGGAUGACGGCCGAAUCCAAAGCAUUCACGGCGGGGCAGUAGGUAAUGCCUCUUAGAGGCAAACUCCGCGUUGCAACAUGGAACGUUCGCGGAUUAUGUGACACCGGGAAAAAAACAGAGAAGGAACAGACUAAAAUCUUGGCUUCAUGA